AUGAGUUACUCUUUUUUCAUGGAGAACAAAUGGAUUCUUCCUCUAUUUGUCUCCUUGAUUAUAACUCUUCUUAGCUUAGCUGCAGCAGCUAAGCCAGCACUGCCACCAGUCUUCAUAUUUGGUGAUUCAACUGCAGAUGUUGGCACCAAUAACUUCUUGCCGCAUAGCAUGGCAAGAGCUGACUUUCCCCCAAAUGGCAUUGACUUUCCUGGCGGUCCAAACCCCACUGGAAGGUUCAGCAAUGGCCUCAACAGUGCUGAUUUCCUUGCGCGGCUUUUUGGUUACAAAAGAAGUCCAAGCCCCUUUCUUUCCUUUAAAUAUUCUUCUCUUCAAAAGAAGAUGUUUAAUGGUAUCAACUUUGCUUCUGGAGGGUCUGGUCUUCUUGAUAUAACUGGUCGGACUAUGCUGACAUUGAUGAAGUUUGGAACUGGAAAUAUUCCACUUGGUGUAUCAUUCAGAAACCAGCAAAAACAUGUCAUCUCAUUAACAGAUCAGAUGCAUCAAUUUUCAUCUGUCAAGAACAACCUUACGACCUUGAUGGGUGUGAAACCAACUGAAAAGUAUCUUAAAGGGUCUUUGAUCUUCAUCAGCAUUGGCAGCAAUGACCUUUUUGCAUACUACCAUUCAAAGAGUUCCAUUCCGAAGGAAGACUUCUUGUGCUCUUUGGAACUGGCUUAUGAGAACCACUUGAAGACUCUAUACGAUCUUGGAGCAAGGAAGUUCGGGAUCAUCAGCGUUGCGCCAAUUGGCUGCUGUCCAUCUCAGAAAAUUUUCAAUGCUACUGAAGGUUGUUUGGAGGAGUUGAAUGAGUAUGCAAUUGCCUUCCAUUUAAAACUGGAAGCCCUCUUGUGCAAGCUCAGCACCGAAUACGAAGACUUUAUGUACUCCCUUGGAAAUUCAUAUGAAAUGACAAUAAAUGUCAUACAGAACCCUCUUCUAUUCAAUUUUACAGAAGUGGAAUCUGCUUGUUGUGGAUCUGGGAAGUUAAAUGCUGAAUCAUUCUGCAAACAAGGUUCUAAUCUUUGUUCAGAUCGCAACCAGUAUUUAUUCUGGGAUCGAUUCCAUCCAUCACAAGCUGCUUCCAAGUUGGCUGCCAUCACCCUCUUCAGUGGUGGACAACCAUUUGUAUCCCCAGUUAAUUUUUAUCAGUUGGCCAUGGCUUAG
Argentina anserina (silverweed cinquefoil) is the source of this 1164-nucleotide messenger RNA. RefSeq names its product GDSL esterase/lipase At5g37690-like. Bases 1 to 1164 code for a protein of 387 amino acids. Gene Ontology annotation, molecular function: hydrolase activity, acting on ester bonds. The transcript has 5 exons. Lineage: Eukaryota; Viridiplantae; Streptophyta; Magnoliopsida; Rosales; Rosaceae. The record is from RefSeq and is a predicted model, not a curated record.